AGCCUUUCGUUUUGUGUUAUAACAUCAUCUUUUCCAUAUGCUAUCAAAUGAGCGUUAAACUAAACUAUUAUUGUUAAGAGGCUUUAAAUAGCAUUUAUUGAUGUUGUCUUAUGUGAGGUUCGCACAUAAAAAUGGGGAAUUCAGAAUCACCCAGAUCUACUAAAAUAGUUGAAUUGACUCCAAGAUGUUGUGGUGAAAUAAGUUACAAAAUCGGAAAUGAUUGGUUAAGAUGGGGAAGACAUCUAGGUUUAAGCGACUCAGAUCUCAAUAACAUCGACUCUGAUUAUAUAAAAUGUUAUGAAAAAGCUUAUAAUGUUUUAAAACAAUGGAAACAAAUAAAUGGAAAUCUAUCAUGGGAGAAAUUGAAAACACAGUUAAUAACUUUUAAGCGUUUUGACAUAGUAGUUGAUAUUGAAAAAGAAUUUGAAGAUAACUUAUCAGUUCAAAAUAAAAUAAGGCAGUAUUGCAGUUUGAGAACAUCUGCAUGA
Messenger RNA from Hydra vulgaris (swiftwater hydra), 488 nucleotides. Lineage: Eukaryota; Metazoa; Cnidaria; Hydrozoa; Anthoathecata; Hydridae. The record is from RefSeq and is a predicted model, not a curated record.